GCUACCCGUGGAGCGCGACGCGAUUUGGACCAAUCAGUGAGACCAACCGAAAGUAUAAAAUCAUGUACGAUCCCUUCCUUAUCCCUUGACACUAACCUCAACGUCGACCCAUCAACCAAGAAGUACUGACGCUCAGCAAGUUCAACAAUCGACUUCAAAUUCACAUCUCGUUUGGAACAACUUCGUUACUGAUCAGCAUCAUGAAUUAUAGCGAAGCCCUCCCAAACUUCUCAGGUCAGAUCGUCGGCAACGGUCGCUUCGAGCUCGUCGACAUGAUUGGUUCCGGUUCCUACGGAAACGUCUAUCGCGCUCUCGAUGCUCAAUCAGACCCAUGCGAACCUGUCUACUAUGCAAUCAAGUGCUUGCCAAAAACGGAACUCUCCCCUGAGCGCCUCGUAUGCCAGAGACGUGAGAUCUUAUUGCACUCCUUAGUAUCCAGCUCGUCGCCACAUAUCUGCACCCUUCACGAGAUCAUCGAGGAAGAACUUUACAUCUACUUCGUGCUCGACUACUGCCCAGGUGGGGACCUCUACACCGCCAUCAUCGAGAACCGUAUCUACCAGAACAAUGUCCCGCUCAUCAAGAGGGCAUUCAUCGAGCUUCUCGAUGGCGUACAUGCCUGUCAUCAGUUGGGUGUGUACCACCGUGACCUGAAACCAGAGAACAUUCUCUGUCGCCAGAGCGGGUUGGAUAUUCGUGUCGCAGAUUUCGGGCUAGCGACCAAAAGUCGUAUUAGUCAGGAGUUUGGCGUAGGCAGUUCAUAUUAUAUGAGUCCUGAAUGUAUUAGUCGUGAGAUGAAGUACCCUCAUUACUCACCGCUUCACACGGAUAUCUGGUCAUUGGGAGUUAUUCUUGUGAACAUGGUCUCAGGUCGCAAUCCUUGGCGAUUUGCGACACCCUCGGACAAGGGCUUCCUCGGAUAUCUUUACAACGUGGACUUCCUUCGCGAGAUCCUUCCCAUCUCGAAAUCUUUCAACGACAUACUCAAGCGCAUCUUUCGCCUACAACCGUUCUCGCGAAUCAGCCUUCCAGAGCUCAGAGAAGAGAUCCUCAACCUUGAUACCUUCUACAUGAGCGAUGCCGAGCUCCGCGACGCGUCGGACAACGCGCAAGAAGCUGCUCGCGACGACUACCACAGGCGCGCCGCACCGUUGACUGAUUUGGUGUUCAAUCAAGUCGUAGCCGACACAACCCUCGUCAACUGCUCAUCGACGAAAUCCAACUUCCACUCCGACGGCGGUCCUCCUUAUCCAAAGUGGGCUUAUCGCGGCUCCGCGCCUGCAUCUCGGCGACCUAGCGACCUACCGCCCGCGAGCGUCAACAGGACGCCCUCACAACUCCAUAUUCGAGCCUUCGAGCCACAAGACUAUCGACUUUACGAAUCACGGGAUAGCCUAUCGAGCUGUUCUACGCGUUCUGUUUCUUCAGGGGUAGAGAGUGAGGGACCCAUUACUCCGGAAACGCAUGCCCAUGAGCCUGCCAUUGACGUGGCAGACUUAUCUGAGGGGCAGACACUUGAUGAACCGAUACUUGCUCGCAUGCCUGUCAAGAUGGGGCCAAAGCGACCCCGUCGGUUCUCGUUUCGCAAUGUAGUUUCACGGUUUAAGAUCUUCUGAUUGGUACCUGUGCGUCGAUACUACAGUAGUCAUACCCCUAGCGUACUAAGUUAGUCUAGUGACUUGUAAUAAAGCCGUCGGAUCCGAUAAGCUAGGCAAUCUAGUGAGUGAGCGUUCAAGAUAAGCUAAGUAAUCUAAGCGAGUGAGAUAUGGUAGGUAAUCUAUUGAGUGAGCGUUCAGCGUUGAUAGAAUGAGAGAGUGUGCGAAAUAGUAGACGACGAAGAAGUUUUAUGCGAUGAACUCUCAUGUUCAUGGGAGAGCGCUCUCGCCUCAUAGUGGUCACGAGUCAGAGGGGAAUGCUGGC
Molecule: messenger RNA, 1920 nt
Organism: Suillus plorans
Lineage: Eukaryota; Fungi; Basidiomycota; Agaricomycetes; Boletales; Suillaceae
Product: serine/threonine protein kinase, negative regulator of sexual conjugation and meiosis
Exons: 3
Coding region: 201-1616 (471 amino acids)
Biological process (GO): protein phosphorylation; intracellular signal transduction
Molecular function (GO): protein serine/threonine kinase activity; ATP binding
Source: RefSeq, a predicted model, not a curated record